Messenger RNA from Seriola dumerili (greater amberjack), 2367 nucleotides. It is a transcript of the gene rxfp1, whose product is annotated as relaxin/insulin like family peptide receptor 1. Gene Ontology annotation, biological process: G protein-coupled receptor signaling pathway. Lineage: Eukaryota; Metazoa; Chordata; Actinopteri; Carangiformes; Carangidae. The transcript is spliced from 19 exons. The coding region runs from base 1 to 2367 and encodes 788 amino acids. The record is from RefSeq and is a predicted model, not a curated record. Gene Ontology annotation, cellular component: membrane. Gene Ontology annotation, molecular function: protein binding; G protein-coupled receptor activity.
AUGCAAGUUUAUGUGGCUGUGAUAUUCGCUUAUGGAGUGUCGGCACUCAAUGUCACGGAGGAGAAGGCAACAUGCCCCCUUGGAUAUUUCCCCUGUGGCAACUUGACCGUGUGCCUCCCUCAGCUCCUGCACUGCAACGGCAUUGAUGACUGUGGAAAUCAAGCGGACGAGGAGAACUGUGGAGACAAUAAUGGAUGGCCCCAUCUUUUUGACAAAUAUUUUGGCAUGCCAAGCCAUAACACCAGGACCAAGUCCAAUGUGUGCUUGCUGGGUGUCGUUCCUGAGCUCUGCCAGUGCCGAGACCUGGAGCUGGACUGUGACAGCACACAGCUUCAAGAUAUCCCAGUGGUGGCGAUGAAUGUCACCAUGAUGUCUCUACAAAGGAAUCGGCUUCAGAAACUGAGAGCAAACACGUUCUUUAAGUACCAGAGCCUACAGAAACUAUACCUUCAGCACAACAGAAUUCGAGAUGUGAGUCCUGACGCAUUCAGAGGACUGUAUAACCUAACAAGACUAUACCUGAGCUACAACAAGAUAUCUGUCCUGAUGCCGGGGGUGUUCCAGGACUUACACAAGCUGGAGUGGCUGAUCCUAGAAAAUAACAAUAUCCAUCAAAUAUCCUCCAUGACCUUUUCAGGACUGAACUCCCUUGUUUUACUAGUUUUGCUGAACAACUCUUUGACAAAGCUGGAUGACAUCUGUCAGGAAAUGCCAAGAUUGAACUGGCUGGAUUUAGAGGGAAAUCACAUAGAAGCGAUUGGAAAUGUCUCAUUCUGCUCAUGCAGUAUGCUGACAGUUCUGGUUUUACAGCGAAACAGGAUCAGCCAUAUACAUGAACAGUCUUUCUCAGUCCUCCAGAAACUUGGAGAAUUGGAUCUAUCCAACAACAGACUGGUGGCGAUUCCUCCCAAUCUCUUUGUUUUACUGGGGGAUUUGCUACAACUGAAUAUAUCAUACAAUCCCAUCGAGGAGCUCCAAGUCGACCACUUUGACAAGUUGCAUAAACUGAAGUCGUUGAGCAUAGAGGGGAUAGAAAUCGGAAACAUACAACGGCGGAUGUUUGAACCUCUGAAAUACCUUACUCACAUCUACUUCAAGAAGUUCCAGUACUGCGGCUAUGCUCCACAUGUGCGCAGCUGCAAGCCGAACACUGACGGCAUCUCAUCCUUUGAGGAUCUGCUGGCCAACAUCGUGCUGAGGGUCUUUGUCUGGGUGGUGUCUGCCACCACCUGCUUCGGCAACAUCUUCGUCAUCUGCAUGCGCUCGUACAUCCGCUCGGAGAACAAACUACAUGCUAUGUGCAUCAUUUCCCUCUGCUGUGCAGAUGGGCUGAUGGGCAUCUACCUCUUCAUGAUUGGUGCGUAUGACCUGAAGUUUCGCGGCGAGUACAACCGGCACGCUCAGGCCUGGAUGGACAGCAGUCAGUGUCAGGUCAUCGGCUCUUUGGCCAUGCUGUCCACUGAGGUAUCUGUCCUGCUCCUCACCUAUCUCACUCUGGAGAAAUACAUCUGCAUCGUCUACCCUUUCCAGUACUUGACACCUGGCUGGCGACGAACUGUCACCAUCCUUCUUGGGAUUUGGGUGUUUGGCUUUAUUAUUGCCUUCCUGCCGCUGGCCUGCAAGGGGCUAUUUCGCAACUUCUACGGGACCAAUGGUGUUUGCUUCCCGCUGCACUCGGAGCAGCCAGAGACACUAUGGGCUCAUGUUUACUCCAUCGUUAUUUUCCUGGGUCUGAACCUGGUGGCAUUCCUCAUCAUUGUCCUAUCCUAUGCAAGCAUGUUCUAUAACAUCCAGAGAACGGGCACUCAGACCACAAAAUACAGCAACCAUAUCAAGAAAGAGGUGACCAUCGCCAAAAGGUUCUUCUCUAUCGUCAUCACUGACUCCCUCUGCUGGAUCCCCAUUUUCAUCCUCAAGAGCCUGUCACUGCUGCAGGUGGAGAUUCCCGGUACCAUCAGCUCCUGGGUGGUCAUAUUCAUUCUCCCCAUCAACAGCGCUCUUAACCCCAUCCUAUACACGCUGACCACACGGCCUUUCAAAGAGACCAUUCUGCAGGUGUGGGCUAACUACAGGCAGAGGAGGCCCCUGCUCAGCGGUCACCCAGCUCAUCAUCCGUCGCUCACCUGGCAGGAAAUGUGGCCCCUGCAGGAGAACAGUCACGGCCUCACCCCGGGGCACCCUCUGGAAAUGACAAGCACGCUAGCCAAGCUCACCCCUGUGGAAAAUACCAACGAGGGUUACAGUGACAUUACUGUUUGCACACAGCUACAACAGAAGCAAUGUACAGCACUGUCUGUGCUCUCACAGAAACAAACAGGUGGUUCGUGGUUCCAGCAGCAGCAAACUCUGCUUGUGGGAGAGAGGUAG